GCGCUCAACCACACAAACACACGCCAAGCGACAUGACACUUCGCGUUUUCCUGGCGUUUGACGACAUUCACAUGUAAACCUGGCAACCGUUUAGCAGGUAAUUGUGAAUGUUUAUGGGAAGGUACUGGCAGGAGGACAGUGCACCUGCUGGAGAGCGGUGGUGGUAAAGGUGGUAAAGAGUGAGCGCUUUUCAACACAACAGCACCUCUUUAUACAUCUUGAUGCCAUGGAGACUGACGGAGCAUCAUUCCCCAUCACUGAACUCCCCGCUGUGGAGUCUGCACACACCAUCAGCGCCAAGAAGGAUCUAUGAAACCUGCAUGGAUUUGUGAAAUGUUUUCUCAUUCCCCCCUGAGUUUUCUAGGAUGAUAUGAGACCACGGCUAGCGGACAUUUCCCCCGCAUCCUGGGCAUCCUGAGAACUCAUCCGCAACAGGACUCAGCCUUCACAGCCUUCAGGGUGAAGAUGCCUUUUCACCAUGUGAGAGCAGGGCUGCUGUACACAGACAACUUCCUGACCCACUCACUCUCUGAGAUCAGUGAGGAACAGUUAUCCCACAUCUCCACUGAAGAGCUUGAUGAGAUUCGGGAGGCAUUCCAGGUGCUGGACAGGGAUGGGAACGGUUUCAUCUCAAAACAGGAGCUGGGCGUGGCCAUGCGCUCACUAGGCUAUAUGCCUAGCGAGGUGGAGCUAGCUAUCAUUAUGCAACGCCUGGACAUGGAUGGUGAUGGACAGGUGGAUUUUGACGAGUUUGUGACAAUACUUGGACCUAAGCUCCUCUCGUCUGACACCAGAGAAGGCUUUCUCGGCAGCACUAUUGACAGCAUCUUCUGGCAGUUUGACAUGCAGCAGAUGUCUCUGGAGGAGCUGAAACAAGUCCUGUUCCACGCCUUUCAAGACCAUCUGACAAUGAAGGACAUUGAAAACAUCAUUGUGAAUGAGGAGGAGAGCCUGAAGGACAACUCAGGAAACUGCCAUACUGAAUUUGAGGGAGUGCAUUCGAAAGGGAAGAAUCGGCAAACGUGCGUUCGCAAGAGCCUCAUCUGUGCUUUCGCAAUGGCCUUCAUCAUCAGCGUCAUGCUCAUUGCGGCCAACCAGAUGUUACGUAAGGGCAUGGACUAGCUCCGUCCACUGUGACCCCUGAGUGAUAUUACCUCUGCUCCACUUAUCUAGCCAAACAAGACAUACUGUAUCAAUGAACCUCUAAAUAAGUCAUUGAUGUUGAUCGCAUUGUAACUGGGUUAGCAGUGAGCAAGUGUCCCACUGUUCGGAAGACACCAGCCCACUACUCUCUGGAUUUAAUGCACUCUAAAGACUUCUAUGCAUCCAGCUUUAAAGCAUCUAAUGAAGUACUACUUUCUCAGAAGAACUAGAGCCAACACAUGGAUGUAAUUGAAGUCACAAACUGACAUGAUAAAACUCUAAUAACAGUUGUUUACCCUCCCUUUAUCUCUCUGACAGGAAGACACAAGGGCUCCUCUUCGGUGCCCCUUUAAUGCAAUAAGAUUUUGGCCCCCUCUUGUAUUGUGUAUGUUUUUUCUCUCUCAUCAACUCCAGACUCCAUCUGAAACAGGAGUCAUGAGGAGGACACCACUCACCAGUAUCUCCCAUCAAGUUCAGUUCAUUGUCUGUAUUUGAGCAUGUGCAUGUAACUUGCUUCAGUCCGAAAAACAGCAUUAGCUUUUGCUAUUGAUUAAAAAUGGAGUCACACAAGCUGUAGCAAACACAGUGACUGAAGGCUGAUACCAUAUUUUCCAGACAAUAAGUUGGUCUGGAGUUAGAAGGUUCAUCUAUGAGGAAAGUGUGGGAUUCAAAUAUAUAUUCGUUUUAUUUCUGAUACCUAGCUAUAGUAUAUAGCUGGUCAAGUUAACAAACAGCAGAUGUGUUAUUUGAAUCUUUUUCUAUGCAGUUCAGACGUUACUUGCUUUUAAGUCACCAAGAUCACCAACAGUUCAACAGGAAACCUUCUGCCAGACAAUAUUUACUUGAUUGUAUCUUUACAAUCAUGCAGAUUUAGGUCACACAGGCAACAUAUUAGACAGACAGGCAGAAAUGCUUCCUUAUCCUGAUUGGUUGGAUGUUGGUGGUCCACAUCAUUUAAAUUUUCUCUCAUUUACAGAGCUUGGCGCAUCACAGAGACCAAGAGUUUCUCCUCUGAGCAGAUAUUUAAUUGAAUAUGAGGAGAAUUUAUAAAUCCAUGGGGCACGGUGGCUUAGUGGUUAGCCCUUUUGUCUCACACCUCCGCAGUUUGGGGUUCACUUCCACACCUGUGUGCAUAGCGUUUGCAUGUUCUCCCCAUGUUUUGGGGGUUUCCCCCAGGUACCCUGGUUUCCUCCCCCCAGUCCAAAUACAUGUCUUGCAUUUCCAAAUUGUCCGAAGUGUGAAUGUGUGUGCAAUUGUGCCCUGCGAUGGGUCGGCACCCCGUCCAGAGUGUAGCCCGCCCUUUCCCUGAGCUCCCUGAGAUAAGCUCCAGGCUCCCCUUCAACCCUGUGUAGGAAAAGCAGUACAGAAAAUGGAUGGAUGGAGGGAUUCAUAAAUCCCUGAGUCCACCUUUAAUACAAAACAUCCAGCAUUUAUUGUCUGGAAAAUAUGGUACAUAAUUAAACACAGGGUAAUUGCCAGUACCUGUAAAUAGAAAACUAUGUGUAGCUAUAAUAAAAAAAUUAAUAGAUAUGUUAGUAAUUGCUAGAAAUGAUUGGAACAUGUAAAGACAUGUCAGGGGUCAUUCUAUCUGAUCUAAACUGAGUAUAAGGUCUUCUAAAGGUCUGAUAAACAUUUUGUCUGAUUACCAGUACUUCUGCAGAAGUGUCUACGACAAGUUUUUGGACUUUUUUGGUCCAUUUUUGAUUACUCAUUCUGUUCAGACUCAGGCUCUGUGAAUGCAGCAUUUACGUGCACCUGUAAUAAACUGGUCUGUCUCUUAACCUUGUCUUUUUAUCUCCUAUUACUGUAUGUAACCCUUUUCUCUGUAGUGAAAAUGCUAUAACUAUUUUUGAAUAUAUUUAAAUGUGUCAAUAUUCCCUUUGCCUGUUCACUCUGUUUAUGUGUAAUAGUGUAGCAAAGUCAUGUUUUCUCAUAUAGCACUGCAUGCAUGUCUAUGUAUAUUAUGCUGUAUAGCAGAAUUGUCUGUUGGAUGCAUACCUGAAUGUCUAGUCCAUGCAUGUCAGAAACUGUUUCUACACAUGUGUGUAAAGCACUGGGAUUGCUGGGGUUUUGUUCUUGGAAGCAAUCAGCUGUCUUCCUGUCAUCUCUCAUGUUAGAAAAGACUUGAUGAGAUAGUUGAAUGAAAUGGGCCAUUAUGGGUGAUUUACCGUAUGUAAGUAAUAAAACACACUAGGACAUGGUGUUAUACGAAAAUUAACAAUAAUGAGGUUGAUUAUAUUGAUUGGUGUUACAACCCUGAAGCUAAUUAUUUUCCAAUAACAGCAUGUUCUGAAGUAUCGUAUUCCUCUUAUAUUACAGCAGUUUGCCAACUAUAACAAUUUUUUAAUUAAUUCUUAAAGAACAACACACCGUACUGUUUAUCCAUUUAUAUUUUACAAUAUAUUACAAAAAUAUGUUACAAAAGAAGUGAAUUCCUGUUAUUCCUCCCCUCACAAGCCUCUCUUUUUUUCUCUUUCUUUAAGUUAAUAAAAACAAAUGCAACUUGUCAUGUUAGUGAGAAAGCGCAAGGCCCUCCCUCCUGUUGGAAAGCUUAAAGUUACAGCUUUACCUCUGACUGUUACAAAAGUGCUGACACUGGAGACUCCUUCCAAAAAUGUUAAAUAAACGUCUCCUCAUCUGUCUAUGUCGACCGUCUGACAUGCAAGUUCCUGUGUAUGUUGUUACUAAAGAACCAAUAACAUUAGAAAGGAGUACAUUAAUACAAACCUGUGAUUUGCCUUGCAGCUGACACUACUGUCAGAGCUGCUGUUAGAGAAAAUUAAUUAAUUAACACCUUCUGACUAAUGAGAUUGGAGAAUUCAUCAGUGUUGUGGUAUAAGCUUGAAAUAAUAACUGUACAUUAGAGAUCAGAGAAAUGUUUAGCCGUGUAAAGAUUUACUGAAUAUUCAAGACAAGGCUACACUGAUGCCAGACAGUGUGAAGUCCAGCAAGAGUCAGGAGGCAAUGGCGAAUGAAUACAGGAAAUUGCAAUAGCACAUGUGCAUCUCUUUCUUAUUACCAUGAAAAUAUUAGGUACAAACGUUCCAGUCCCAAUGAAGAAGGUGUGGCCUCUGUGCAUGUCACUUCCUAUGGAGGAAACAAGGCUAUCCAACUGUUUCUGCACAAUUCUGAAUCACAUUAUGUCACAUCAAAACAAACUGUAUUAUUUAGAAUUGGCAGAUCUUUCCUAGAAUAGAUUGUUAAUGUGCAGAGGUUUUGUGAUGUGCAGAGUUUUAUUCAUUUAACAGCACACUGCUGUUAAAUGAAUAAGCGGACAGUGGCUCCACCUAGUGAGCUUUGCAAUCUGUUGUUUUUUUUGUUUGUUUGUUUGUUUGUUUUUAAGGAGAAAGCAAAUAUUGAUAAUGUAAUCUACUUACAAUGACCUAUAUUUAAAAUAAUUCAUGAAAACCAAUCAAAUAUGUUUC
Molecule: messenger RNA, 4568 nt
Organism: Ictalurus punctatus (channel catfish)
Lineage: Eukaryota; Metazoa; Chordata; Actinopteri; Siluriformes; Ictaluridae
Gene: caln2
Product: calneuron 2
Exons: 6
Coding region: 466-1122 (218 amino acids)
Molecular function (GO): calcium ion binding
Source: RefSeq, a predicted model, not a curated record